AUGUGCGUGACACACAUCUAUACCGACUGCUACCCCAAGCGAACAGUCGAGUUUCAUCAAACAAUAGUCUGCCCUAAUGCAAAAGAUGGGAUCUCUUGUGCUGCUCCCAUCACCAACGAACACCCUCCUCGCAUUCUUGAAUCCAACGAUGAACUUUCCAGCAAAGAAUACCUCGACCAAGGACUUAAAGUACCUCCUACCGCUAAGCCUUCACCUCAUAAAUCUACAACAACAAGUACAUAUCGUUACUCUCCAGGUGACAAGAAAGACAAAUCGCCAGGUCGAGAACCUCGUCUUCGUCUUGUAAGAAAGAAAAGUGCUUUGGUCUCAGCCCUCACACCGCGUCGCAAACAUCCUAAAGAACGUAUCGUUAUUGUCGAUGCACCAGAUAGUCCAGAAGGUUCCAAGGCUCUUCCAAAAUAUGCUCCAGAUUCACCCGCCACGGAAGAAUUCUACUCAAAGAAUCUUUUACUAGAUGAUCGUUCAACUCCAAGACGUAGUCCUAAUGGCAGUCUCAAUCCUGUUCGUACGGUCAUUGUAGAACAUCAUCGAGAUCAGAGGGACCAUAGCAAGGAAAGAGAUAGGCCUUUGAAGGAACUUCCAAUUAUUCUAGCUCCCGAACCUCCUUCGCGUUCACCUAGUCGUGAGAAGGCAUUGGUAGAUAUGCGUAUUCGUCGUGAGGAAGAAGAUAGGGAAAAAGAGAGACAAAAAGAAUAUGAGAGAGAUAAACAGAAUACUUUUGAGCUACUUCAUAAAGCAAGGAGGGAACGAAAGAGGGAAGAAGAGAGGGAGAGAGAAGAAAUGAGGAAAGCGGCAGAACUUGAGAGAAGGGAGGUCGAGUAUCAGAAAUUCUUGAGAGAUCGAGAACUAGAGCAAGAAAGAGGUAGGGAAGAAGAACUUCUUCGAGAAAGGGAAAGAGCUCGAUCUCCGAUCGCAAAAGGGAAGAAGAAUUAG
Botrytis sinoallii is the source of this 954-nucleotide messenger RNA. RefSeq lists its product as uncharacterized. Bases 1 to 954 code for a protein of 317 amino acids. The transcript has a single exon. NCBI's taxonomy places the organism in Eukaryota, Fungi, Ascomycota, Leotiomycetes, Helotiales, Sclerotiniaceae. The record is from RefSeq and is a predicted model, not a curated record.